Molecule: messenger RNA, 2141 nt
Organism: Xylaria bambusicola
Lineage: Eukaryota; Fungi; Ascomycota; Sordariomycetes; Xylariales; Xylariaceae
Product: cytochrome P450
Exons: 3
Coding region: 475-2034 (519 amino acids)
Molecular function (GO): iron ion binding; monooxygenase activity; oxidoreductase activity, acting on paired donors, with incorporation or reduction of molecular oxygen
Source: RefSeq, a predicted model, not a curated record
AUCUGCUGGCGUCGGACAUUUGUGGUGCAAUGCAUGUUGAAGGGGCUGUGUUAUGUAGGUAGGUAGGUAACUGUUAGCUGGGCCUACAUUCUCCUUGUUUGUUUCUCUGCGAAAGGUAGCGAUGAAUCUGAGGUACCGGUAGGCUUACUAUGUAAGGUGUAAUAACUAAGGUCACACUGAGAUGAUGAUAAUGAUCCAGACAGCAAACAAGCCUGAGACAGACUCUUGGUGAUGGGUUCGUGUUGAAAGCAACGCAAAUCAGAACUGGUAUGACGGCGGCCUGAAUAUUACGAGAUUACCGCGAGUUUUGGGGGCCGAUUGAUUCACACCAACCAUAUUCAAAUCUGUAGGUAAGGGAUGCGGCACACGUAUUAAGUAGCAUCCUAACAAGGACCUGACAUAAGUAAGCUACAUUCUUCCCCUUCGUCGCCGUUGACGACGCUAGUGAACGCCCACCUGCUUCCAAGCUUCAAAAUGCCGUCUACUUUGGCUCUGACAGCGACAGCGAUCGCCGUCAUCUAUUCUUUCUUCCGGGCUCUUGUGUUCCUCAGGCAUGAUGCACGAGAACCCAAGGCCGUUAUUGGCGCCAUCCCCUAUCUCAGUCCCCUCUUCGGUAUGGUAGUCGGACAAGAUAAGUUCUAUCAGCGCUUAAGAGACGAAACCCGUCUGCCCAUUUACACGCUGAACAUACCGUGGGUACCGGUCUACAUCGUCAAUUCUUUGGAGAUACUGCAGCGCGUUGACCGUCACAUCGACACGCUCCCUUUCGCUCCUAUGAAAGCCCAGACGUGUAAGAAGGUCUGCAGCGUGAGCCAAGCUGGCAUAAGCAAGAUUUACGGCGAUAACCUCUUGGCCCAAGAUGGUUACCUGUACAGCCACCAGCGAGCCUCCGCACAUGCUGGAGCACCCGGUGACAGCUUGAAUUCUCUUUCACGCUCAGCAAGCAGGGUAUUUGCUGCCUCUUUUGAUCGAAUUGAAUCACAAGGCCGCACGACUGUUGAUCUUUACGAUUUCGUUCGUCAAGCAACGUUCGAUGCUACAACCGACGCCAUGUACGGCCCCCAUAAUCCAUUCCGUACCUCCGAAAACCUCAAGGAUUGGUCUAUUUUUGAAUCUGGACUACCUCUCAUGUUCAUCGGCCUUUUCCCGAACAUCCUCGCGAGACGCGCCUGCCAGGCAAGAGACCGCUUGGUUUCAGCCUUUAUUGAUUAUUUCGGCAAAAAUAAGCACCUCGACGGCGGCUCUCUUUUUGUUCAACUCACGCAAAAAGUGAAUGACAGCACUAGUCUGAGCUUGGAGGACAAGGCUCGGGUCGAAGUUGGCCAAGUGGCUGCGGCGACUUUCAACACCGCUCCGGGCGCCUAUUGGUGCGUCUGGCAAGUUCUAUCUGAUCCCGUCGUGUUCAAAGAUUGCAGAGAAGAGGUCAUGCGACUCGUAAACGAAGUUGACGGAUUUCAUACUAUCGACCUCGCGCGCAUGAGGACAGAGUGCCCCUUGCUGGUGUCCACCCUUCAAGAGGUGAUGAGGUUCUAUGGCACGGCCACCUCGCUGCGUCUUAUAUACGAGGAUACAAUGCUAGGCGAUCAGUAUUUCCUGAAGAAGGGCGGUGCCGUAUUGAUGCCCAACAGUAUGUUCCAUACCGAUGAAACACUCUGGGGACCAACGGUGCGCGAGUUCGACCAUACGCGGUUCUUGAGAGCGGGCCAGCGCAAGUCCAACUUUAAACAUCCAGCUGCCGCUUUCCGUGGUUUUGGUGGCGGUCAUGUCCUAUGCCCAGGUCGCCAUCUGGCCAGCACAGAAAUGCUAGCGCUGAUGGCCCUGGUACUUGUGCGCGUCGAUGUUGUUCCCCCUGGUGGUAAAUGGCCGGCUACAAGGACGGGCCAGUCGGCUGGUAGAGCAUUGCCUCUGCCGAAAGAACGUGUGCUCGUUGAUUUCGUCCCCAGAGCUGCUGGUAAGUGGCGGGUGAUAUUCUCUGACGAGAACAACAGUGGUGUAAAUCUCGUAGCGGAAGAUAUCGAUAGCACGAAGGGCUAAGGGAGAUAGUCAGUGUUUGAUGAGUUUAAUUGUAAUAUAUUGACACAUGAGUUACUACCUUACUCUCCCGAAUGGCUGACCCCCUGUGUCCCCACCCGCGGUGAUCA